AUUAGAGACAAAAACUGAAGAGGAGAGAAUAUCAAAUAAUCAAGAGGCGAACGUUUUUAGUCAACAUGGUCCUUCAGCAACUGGCGUAAAUAUUGGGCUACAGAAUUAUUUACUGAUGAUAUUAAUAGCAAGAAAUCAAACACAAAACGAAGAAUGGUUACAACGGUUGCAGCAAGAAAACCGAAACCAUCAACAUCGUGUUCAAGAAGAAAAUCGAGAGCAGCUGCAACGGCUAACACAAGAAAACCAAAGCUAUCAACAGCGGAUUCAAGAAGAAAAUCAAGAGCAGCUGCAACGGCUAAAACAAGAGAACCAAAACCAUCUACAGCGGGUUCAAGAAGAAAAUCAAGAGCAGCUGCAACGGAUAAAACUGGAGAACCGAAAUCAUCAUCUGCAGAUGCAAAGCGAAAAACAAAACCAGCUGAACCAAAUGCUACUGGAAAAUCAGGAGCAUCUUGAGCAGCAGCUUCAACAAUUACGACAGGAACUUACACAAGACUUGUUUAAACAUAAAGAAAAUCUAAAUAUACAUACACCUCUUACAGCAAAUUCUUUUGAAGUGGCGCCACAUUGGGAACAGGGAGGCGGACGAACUGAUUACUCGGACGAGGGAGAAGGUGCCAUCUGUUGCAUGUGCAGAAAGUGCAAAUGCUAUUGUCAUAUACAUGACAAAAGUACACACAGGAAAGUAAACGACAAGCAUAAAUUAGCUGGUAAGAUGGGACGCGACACUGGACAUCAUCGCAUGGUACCCAGAGAUAAAGUGAAGAAAAUAACAGAAGAUGAAAUUCAUUGUAGAAACGUUGUAGCAAGUGAUGUUGCUCAUUGGGAGAUAGACAUCGAUACUCAUGUAAGUAUUGAGGAAUCAAGGCAUGCCGGGCGGAAUGGAAUAACUGGUAAAAUUGUUACGACCCCCUCUGCCACAAACGGUGUUUCAGACUCUGAUGUUCCGAAGGGAGAGUCUAAUGGUAGCACAAAGAAGACAGAUCAGUAUCCUAAUGACGGGAUGUCUGUGGCCUGCGGUGGUAACCCUGGAGAUCCAAGCGAUAGCGAUGGAUCAGACAGUGAAGACGAUUCUAAGAAGGAUCAUGCAAAAGAUGACAGAGAUGAAAAUGACCAAAACAAAGAUAGAAACAAGGAAUGUAAUAUCUCUGACUGGAGGAUAGAUACAGAAGUUUGGAAAAUAUGCAUAGAUAUGAAAGAUGUACAAGAGGCCAAUCGUUUACUGAAUGAAAGAAUUUUACCUGACCAGAAAUUACUAGAUCGUGGUUCAGAAGUAUUUGGUAUUUCUUCGAAAAUUGUGCAGAACAUAUGCACUGCUAUUUGCUGUUACAUGAAAGAAUGCUUUCUUCAUAUUAUCCACGUCUGCCCUGCUCUUGACUAUAGACAAGGGUUUAGCAACACACAAAUCACAUUUGUUAUCUACAGUACACGUCCUCAUGAGAAUGAAACAAUUGAAUAUCGGUAUUACAUAAGGCAUGUUAAUGAAAUAUCAACGUCUUGUUCUGAAGAAAAUACACAUAUUAGAGAACUUGAACAAGACUUUCCCAAGGACUAUUCCAAAACAGAUGAAAUUGUAGAAUGCUUAAACAAAAAUUCAAAAUCCCUUAUGGAACAGCACACAAAUCUGACUAGAGUUUCUAUCAGCUGGUUUAAAUCCAAAGGAUUUGGAACAAAACAUCAAGAUAUAACACAGAAGACUUGCAUCGCUCUGUAUGUGCAGGUAAAAGGGUUUGUUCCCUUAAAUGAGACCGCUUUACCGGAAGUAAUAGAUGGAAUUGAUGUCGAUAUACGUGAAUGCGUUGUCUUGCCGUAUACAUUUCCUAACGAACACCAUGAACAUAUUAAAAUGGGUUGCGCUAUACAUGGCGGAUUGAAGGACGAACAAGGGCGAGUUCUUGGGGGAACGCUUGGUGGGUUCUUUGAAGUAGAUAGGGAGAUGUAUUGCUUAACAAGUGCUCAUACUUUUAUGUCUUCAGCAGACAUGGGUAAAUUGAAACAGUUUGGGAAAUUCUGUGACCUAGGCCUAGGGAACGCUAUAAAAACGUUUGAAGCUCACCAACCAGUUGUAGAAGGAUCAAGACCGUUUGGUACAGGGGUGCGUGCUGUUUAUAAAGAAGGUGGCAAUGGCGAAACUGGAGUAGAGGCAGUGGUAGUUAAAGUACAGGACAGAUUUCCCGUUUCUGGAGAGUUUCCAGCAUGUCCACAUCGUAGAAAUCCAGGAAUCGACCGUCCAAAAUUUUCGACUGGAAAAAUAUAUAAUCGAGAAGAAGUUAAUAGAUUAAUAAGAAGUAAAACACUUACGGUUGUAAAAUUUGGUUGCUCAUCAGGUUGGACAAGAGGAAGUUUUCGAUUUUCUGCUGGAGCGGCAAGACUGAGCAAUAUGGUAGCAUCGAUUCAUAGUUUUGGAAUUUUAUUGCAUAAUCAAUUCGAGAUAGAGAAUAUUGGAGAAACUCAGUUCGCCGAAUUCGGGGACUCUGGUGCAUUAGUGUUUACGGAUGAAAACAAUGAGCUUUCAGUUAUAGGUAUUGUUGAAGGUGGAACACCGGGCGUUAUAUAUGUGACACCUAUUUGUGAUGUGUUUUCAGCUCUGGAAUUGCAAAAUGUACAAUGUACGAAGGAAUUCACAUUGCAUUACCAAGGCAUGCAAAAUAUACCAAUGGAAAUGAGAUCAGACUCGUAUUCAUCACGGACUCUUACAGAUAGAAGUGAUUCAGGAAUAUCGACGAACGACGAGGCUGUUCUAAAACAUAUUGAGGAGAAAUUUAAGAUAUUUGAUCAGGAAAUUACACAAGAGGUCGCCAGGCAGGUACAUGAAAUUAACGAAAAUAUGAACACAACAGUAAAUCAAGAGUUAAGUCCUGUAAAAUCUGAAUUAAGUACUCUAAAGUCAGAAGUAACACUUCUUAAAUCCGAUAUCACAAAUGUUAAAUCAGAAUUAAAACAGGAUAUAGAUAAAUCAAACACCGAAAUUCAGAGCAAAAUGCAGGAACAAUUUACAGCGCAAACUAAUUCCAUAAAAAACAUGUUAUCCGAAUUCUUUCGCUCAAAUCCUGCGGCAAACGCUUCAGAUACUAAUAAUUCUACAUAAUAGAUAUACGUAUCAUUUUCACUGGCACGUUCAAUAUUUCUUAGUAUUGAAAUUCUUAUUUUGCUGUACACAGAGAUACUUUAAAAUGUGUGUUUUUUUUUAAUUUUUUGAAGUUAAAUUCAUUUAAACAAGAUAACGUAAAACGGAUAUAUAAUAUUUCUAACGUUUCAUUUUGAAACCGUUAAUGCGUCAUGCAAUAUAUAGGAUUAUCUAAAAUGAAAAUAGAAUUUCCUUUUAGAAAGGAAUGGCUUGGCUAGUAGAGGUAAAUAGCAAGCUGUCAUCUUUCAUUUAAAAUACCCCUUUAAACACUAAUGGAACCGGCCACCACGUUAGCGCAGAAAUUGGCGGCAAAUGUUUCCUCUGAGAUACCCAUUUGGCAGAUUAUAUUAUAUCAGGGUUGUGCUUACUAGACAGGGAUAAAUGCUCAUAAAUUCUUUACAAAAGUAACUAAAAUAAAUGAAAUAUGUAUUGUCAGAAAUGAAACGAUCUUCAUUUUCAAUAAAUGUUUGAUACAAUGUAUAUGUAUUUGAUUUAUUUACAAUUUGUUAUCAUAUUAUUGUUCGUGAAUUAAUAAUAGACUGUCAUAAAACUCAAACGCCCAUUAGACUGAAGCUUGUAGGUGUGACCAAUCAGUGGACACCAUGGAUAUAGUCUGCUUCCGUAGACACGAAUACAUUUUGGGAGGCAAAAUAACCGAAAACAAUAUAAAAGGAUUCAUGCAAAUAGAUCAAGUUACUGAGAACUUUGUAAUAUUGGCCUCGUUCGCAAAAUAACGAAACAGUCAAAAGGACAGCUCAUUGGUUUACACCCAAAAUUCAGUGAUAAUAAGCAUUACCAUAGACUGUUUUGAUCUUUAAACGUCAGGUUUACACUAAAAAUAAUAUUUAUGAUAUCUGGCCAUCCGCUUGUUGAAAUGAAUUUUCUGUCAUUUUAUUAAUUUCCUUUUUUUUGUAAUUUUCUCCUAAAACAUAGAGUUAUAUAAAUAGGCAUUAAAUUUUCUUUAAAAUGAUCUUUUUGAAAAAAAAAAGUGAAUAGAAAUAUGUGCUAAAAAUAGAAGGUAUCUAGAAUUGUUGCUUUUUAAAGUAUUAGGAUGUAUGUCAUGUAUGUAGUUUUUAAAAUAUCUUGGUGUAUGUCAUGUUGUAUGUAGAUAAUGAUAAUUCCAGCGAUUAAAAAAAUAUCAGUAUGUUACAAACAUAAUGUAUAAUAUAACAAAUGAAGGGGUCCGUGCAAAAAGGUAUCUAUCUCCAUUAUUGGUCAAAAUGGAGUUAGGUUAUUUGUAGCAUAAAAAGAACAUUCCGCUCUUGAUUAACUUCACGUAUGCAACAUUGGGUCUAACUCCACAAUGAGUUGACAUCAGAGAGUUCAGGGCUUUGAUGGCUGUUUCGGAUAAUAAAAAGAACACAAGCCUAAUGUAAAUAGACUAUAUCAAUAAUUUUAAAAGUCAUCAGCAUAUGAAAUGAAUAUAUUUCAUUGAUAUAUUUAGGCAAAAAUGAUUCGCAAAUCAUGGUUUAAAUGCAACAAUGGUCCUAACUCCAUGGAUUUAGAACCUUUGUUGCAUAACUCCAUGGACUAAGAACCCUGGUUGCAUAAACAUAAUCGACAAAAACAAGAGUUUUUGUUAUAAAACUGAUAUACAUAGUGCAAAAACUUUGUAAUAAGACUGUUUAAAAUAGUAUACGCUCUAUAGCUGCAAUUCUUUUGGGAAAUAUCACAUUUAACCGAAACGUUAGAAAAAUACGUUUUCCCAACAUUUUUACCAAAUGGUACCUUUUUGCACGGACCCCUUCAAAUGCAAAAAAUCGAAUACCAAUGCAUCUUAAAAAGGAUCAAUGCUUGCAUAUCUUUUUUUCCCGACAAAAACUAGGAGUUCAACACAUGAACUGUUUACCAUAGAUAGUUUUGUUUUAAUCUAAGUUUAGAUACUUAUACUUGCAAAUCAGAAUAAUGUUGAUUCAAAUAUUUAAUUGGUAAACUAAACAGGAGUAACUUUUAACAAUACCUAGUAAGAUAAUCAUGCAUACUCUCUGAUUUUCACAAAAAGAGAUAUUUAUUGUGCAACUGCCAUUAUCCGUGUGUGCAAGUGUAAGUACAUCUUUAUGUUUAUGCGAGCUCGGACAAUCGCGCACGGCCGAUAACUUUGUCGAGAAUGUUAAAGUAACAUUGCACAAUUGAUAAACCAAAAUAAGUCAACAUGUGGCGUUAUGACCAAGCACUACGGGCCCAAAUGUUGAUGUCACGCUUAGAGGUCAAACAUUCGUAAAUAUCAUGGCCGCUUUGGGAUGUGGUAGAUUUUUUUCCUACCGGUAAAUAGUUGUAAAUUUAUACAUCUUCUCACAAUAACAGCUGGUCCAAAUUUGAAACAAUACCACAGGAAUGACUUUGUGUGACCCUCUAAUAAAAUUGUUCAUUCUUUGUCAAAAACUGCUGUCCCGAUGUUGACCAUUCGCUAAGACUGUUCCAAUUAUUCCGACUCUUUAAAAGAAAAUGACCCCCAGUGCUAAGUUUAAAAAAUCAAGAAAAUUUACUGAACAGUUGGUUAGACUUUGACUUUCCCUAUUGUAUAUUCAUCCUGGCAUUUUUCCACUUUCCCCAACAUUACCAAUUUUUGUAUUUUGGAUAUGAUUAAAUAUUCUUGUUGUUGGAUUUUUCAAGCAAUCCGUCUGCUACAUUUUCCCCAUUACAGUUCUUUUUUGUUGCAGGCCUACUUUGCGAUGCAUGGCUCUAUAGCUGUGUUUGGGGUUCUCUGUGCAUCAGGGAAAUUUACCCUUGCAUUUUUUUUUUAAAUAUUUCAAAUAAAUGUUUCUAGGUUAAUUAUCUACCAAGAGCGUCCAUAAUAUUUGGAUUUGUCAAACAUUUCCGCCAAGGCUAAAAUAGAAAAUAGAAAAAUCUUCAAAAGCAAUCUCGUCCUAAACUAGUGACCUGAUUUAAUUAAUCUCGUCCUAAACUAGUGACCUGAUUUAAUUAUGAUUUCACCCAAAUGUUACUUUGGUUGGCUGCAUGUAAUGAGCUGGUUAUAAGAAGCCACUAACUGAUUUAAGUAAAUGUUGGUAAACAGAAGAAGCAUCAUUUUUUCUGUUUCGUUUUCGUAGAAAUGGUAAUACAAAUGAAUCGCUCUACCUGUUUUGCCUGUCUGCAUGACCUAGAUGAACUGUUAAAACACUUUUUGUCGAGCCCGCUUGCGGAAGCGAAGACAUAGUUGUCCAAAUGGCUGUUCGGUGUAUGUGCGUGAGUGCGUGCGUGCGUGCGUCCGUCCGUCCGGAUUUGUUUGUCCGGACCAUAACUUUGACAUGCAUGGAGCAAUCUUGUUUACAUUUGGCAUGAAUGUUAACCUCAGUGAGACGGAGUGUGGUGCGCAAACCCCGGGUUCCUAUCUCAAAAGUCAAGGUCACACUUAGAGGUCAAAGGUCAAAUUCAAUAACUACUUUGUCCGGAGCAUUGCUUCUUCAUGCAUGGAGGGAUUUUGAUGUUACUUGGCACAAUUGUUCACCAUCAUGAGACGGAGUGUCAUGCACAAGAAUCAGGUCCCUAGGUCUAAGGUCAAGGUCACACUUAGAGGUCAAAGGAUACAAGAAUGACAACUUUGUCCGGAGCAUUUCUUCUUCAUGCAUGGAGGGAUUUUGAACUUGGCACAAAUGUUCACCACCAUGAGAUGGAGUGUCAUGCGCAAGAACCAGGUUCUUAGGUCUAAGGUCAAGGUCACACUUAGAGGUCAAAGGUCAGAUACAAGAAUGACUUUGUCCGUAGCAUUUCUUUUUUCAUGCAUAGAGGGAUUUUGAUGUAACUUGCCACAAUUGUUCACCAUCAUGAGACGGAGUGUCAUGCGCAAGAAACUAGAAUUACUUCCCUUUGUAGUUACUAUAAAUAGCUUAUAUUGUAACUUUUUUAUUACUGGUCGUAGGGAAAAAUCAGGACCACUUUUCUGUAGUACAACAUGCAUGUUACAUCCAGUUUUCAGGUGUAUUUUGACCCAUAUGUACUGGUAAGGAUUUUUGUGUGGACUUAUAAUUUUUUUUUUUUUUUUUUUUAUUUAAGAUUUACUUCCCUUUGUUGUUACUACAAAUAACUUAUAUUGGAACUUUUUGCAAUCUUUUUUGUAUCCCCCGACAACAAAGUUGUAAGGGGGGUAUACUGGUUUCAGGUUGUCUGUCUGUCUGUCUGUCUGUCCGUCCGUCCGUCUGUCCGUAGACAGAAUUUUGUGCGCACCAUCUCUCCUCAUCCCCUUGACACAAUUUAAUGAAACUUCACACAAGUGAUCAGUAACAACAGUAGUUGUGCAUGGGGCAUGUUAGGUUCUUUCAGAAAAAAAAAUUGCAGAAUUACGGCCUUUGUUUUUUGUUACUAUACUAUAUACAUAGACACAAUCUUGUGCGCACCAUCUCUCCUCAUCCCCUUGACACAAUUUAAUGAAACUUCACACAAGUGAUCAGUAACAACAGUAGUUGUGCAUGGGGCAUGUUUGGUUCUUUCAGAAUUUAUAUUUGCAGAGUUACGGGACUUCGUUGUUUUGUUACUAUACUAUAUACAUAGACACAAUUUUGUGCGCACCAUCUCUCCUCAUCCCCUUGACACAAUUUAAUGAAACUUCACACAAGUGAUCAGUAACAACAGUAGUUGUGCAUGGGGCAUGUUAGGUUCUUUCAACAACAAAAAUUGCAGAGUUUUGGGAUUUGU
Messenger RNA from Mercenaria mercenaria, 7762 nucleotides. RefSeq lists its product as uncharacterized. The coding region runs from base 116 to 3091 and encodes 991 amino acids. The record is from RefSeq and is a predicted model, not a curated record. NCBI's taxonomy places the organism in Eukaryota, Metazoa, Mollusca, Bivalvia, Venerida, Veneridae. The transcript has 8 exons.